AUGAGUUGGGAGGUUUUCGAUGAAUCCGUAGAUUAUAUGCAGAAAAUAAGGCUGGCCCAAACGACGUCGUUUUGUUUGGUCCGCGCAGCACUGCCGUUUCCGGGCCCACAGUUUGCAAAUACAUCUUUCCCAAAGGAAGCAUAUUUUGAGAUUAGGGUUUUGCCUAAUCAUGGUGAAGAAAUGGAGGUGAAAAACAAGAUUACACAAGAGAAAUUGGAAGAGGUUGAGGUCGAAGAUGAGAGUUUUUUGGUGGCUAUAGGUUUGAUUGGAGGAAGUGAUUCACAUUUCCCAUUGAAUAAUCCAGGCAGCUUUCUGGGAUCUGUUGGCUUUGAUUCUACUGGUUCAGUCUAUCUUGAUGGAACGAAGCUCGUGGGCAAAUCCGAAAAUGGAGAAUGGGGCAGGACAGGAAACGUGAUUGGUUGUGGUUUCGAUCCAAACCAUAAAAGAGAGGAGGAAUUCGGACACCCGCUAUAUCCGACGGUCACUGCAAACGGCGACGUUUCAGUCGUGGUAAAUCUUGGUCAGAGCCCUUUCAAACAUGAUCCCGCGAAUUCGCGCAGAAUUCAGAACCCAUGCUUCAUGAACAAGAAUGCAAGCACAAAUACGGCGCCGUUCAAUGAAUUGGAUAGUCAAGAGCUCUUUUCCAUGGGAAAAAUCGAUGGCAAAUGGAAGCAAUGGUGUAACGAAUAA
Molecule: messenger RNA, 690 nt
Organism: Salvia splendens (bonfire salvia)
Lineage: Eukaryota; Viridiplantae; Streptophyta; Magnoliopsida; Lamiales; Lamiaceae
Exons: 2
Coding region: 1-690 (229 amino acids)
Source: RefSeq, a predicted model, not a curated record